Molecule: messenger RNA, 1211 nt
Organism: Doryrhamphus excisus (bluestripe pipefish)
Lineage: Eukaryota; Metazoa; Chordata; Actinopteri; Syngnathiformes; Syngnathidae
Source: RefSeq, a predicted model, not a curated record
CAAUAACCUGUGGCACAGCUGCGCCAAAAUCACAACAGUUAAGUUACAUUCUACUUUUGGAGAAUUAUCAACACGUAUGAGUGACGGGGUAUUCAAGGUAUGACAAGAAAAGGCUAUGGGAGUACACAAGACACAAAAAGACUGUGACCCCUGACCUGGUGCGUACAUUCAGAGUGCAACGUGGCGUCAAAAUAACACGCACAGCACAGCAAUAAAAGUUGACAACACGAUUCAUGGUGGGAACUUCGAACGCUCGUCAUGUUUAUUGGAUGACAUCACCACCAGCUAAUCUGUAUAAAUACAGGAGGGUCAAGCUCCGUCAGCCUUGCUAACCAAUCAGUCGCUGGGUGUGUCUUUUUCCAUUCCACCAUGAGGGUCUUUCUCAUUAUCGUCACCCUGGCAGUCAUCUCCGGAUGCCAGGCCAGGAGUGUUGUCCAGGAUGAAUUCACCACACCGUGGGAGGCCGCUGUGGAGAACUUUAAGAACUACAUGACAGCUCUCAACGAGAAGGCUGAUGGGAUGGUGAAGGACAUCAAGAGCUCCCAGAUAAAAAGAGAACUGGACACCCUGAUCCAAGACAGCAUGGCUGAGCUGGACGCGUACAGGGAAGACCUGGAGAUCAAGCUGGCCCCGUACACGCAGGAAACUGCCAAGCGGCUGGGCAGUGAACUUCGCGGUCUGGCUGAGCACCUCUACGACCACAUGAUCAUGUACAGGGACCAGAUGGAGACGUACUCUCAGGAGCUGAACACCUUGGUGAAGCAGAACGCUGAUGACAUCCGACUCAAGGUCAGCGCCUACACCCGCAAGAUGAAGAAACGCCUCAGCAAGGACACCAUGGAGAUUAAAACACAUGUUGCCACCUAUUUUGAGAAGCUUCAGGCCCGCACCUCAAACAACAUGGAGGACUUGAGGGUACGCCUGCAACCUUAUUUUGCUCAAGUGCGUGACAACACCCAGGCGAAGAUCACCACCCUGAAUGACCUGCUGAAGGCCCAGGUGGAGAGCAUGAAGGACCAGAUUCAGAGCACGGCCGAUGACAUCAAGGAAAGCUAUGAGAAGACAUCUGAGAACCUGCGCUCCACCCUGCAGGACAAGAUGGAGGAGCUUCGCAGUUGGUUUCAACCAUUUGUCUCCAUGAUCACUGAAAAUAUGUAAACCACAAGUCUGAAUAAAAUGACCUCUUGUGAAGAAGUUUACAAAUAAAAAUA